Messenger RNA from Procambarus clarkii (red swamp crayfish), 1905 nucleotides. RefSeq names its product thymidylate synthase. Gene Ontology annotation, biological process: dTMP biosynthetic process. The record is from RefSeq and is a predicted model, not a curated record. Gene Ontology annotation, cellular component: mitochondrion; cytosol. Gene Ontology annotation, molecular function: thymidylate synthase activity. Lineage: Eukaryota; Metazoa; Arthropoda; Malacostraca; Decapoda; Cambaridae.
AUCCCCCUGGACCCCAUCCUUCGCCAAGAACCCAUCUAUCACCGAUAUAUCGCUAUAAAUACUGACAAUGCAUCAUAGUUUGACACCAAUAUACAUGAAAAUGGUGUAAAUCAAUGUCAGGGAGUAGGGUAUGGCGCUUGGUGAAGGGGUUAUGGAGGUCAGUAGUGGUGGCGAGAGGCGGCGGGGGACCAGCUGGUGGCAACACAACAAUAACAACACACACAAUGCGCGGGAAAGAUGUUCAUUCCCGCCAAGACUCUCUCAGCUCAACAACACUUCCACACCACCUUGUCAAAAUGAUGACUGAAGAAACUAGACCAUCAGUUAAUGGCAAGGAGGUGACAGAUGACGCUAAACCACCAGCUGAAGUCAACGGGAAAGAACCACCAUCUGAAGUCAACGGGAAAGAACCACCAUCUGAAGUCAACGGGAAAGAACCACCAGCUGAAGUCAACGGGAAAGAACCACCAGCUGAAGUCAACGGGAAAGAACCACCAUCUGAAGUCAACGGGAAAGAACCACCAGCUGAAGUCAACGGGAAAGAACCACCAGCUGAAGUCAACGGGAAAGAACCACCAGCUGAAGUCAACGGGAAAGAACCAUCAGCUGAAGUCAAAGGGAAAACUUUUGAAAGGCAUGAUGAGCUUCAGUACUUGGAUUUAGUCAGAAACAUAUUGAAUCAUGGGACCAGAAAAGGAGAUCGGACUGGCACCGGCACUAUUUCUCUCUUUGGUGCACAGAUGAGGUUCUCUCUAAGGGAUGGUAUCUUCCCUCUGCUGACAACGAAGAGGGUGUUUUGGCGUGGUGUUGUGGAAGAGCUUCUCUGGUUUAUCAAAGGUUCUACCAACGCAAAAGAUCUGCAGGAGAAAGGUGUCCACAUAUGGGAUGGAAACUCUUCUAGAGAAUUUCUUGAUAAAUCAGGAUUUACAGAGAGGGAAGAGGGAGAUCUUGGCCCCGUGUACGGCUUCCAGUGGCGGCACUUUGGGGCGGCGUACGUGGACAUGCAUUCUGAUUAUGCUGGACGUGGUCUUGAUCAACUGCAGCAGGUAAUUGAGACCAUUGAGAAGAACCCUGAAGACCGUCGCAUCAUCAUGUGUGCCUGGAACCCCACAGAUGUACCCAAGAUGGCUCUACCGCCUUGUCACUGCCUCUGUCAGUUCUACGUGGCCAAUGGAGAACUGUCGUGCCAGCUAUACCAGCGUAGUGCAGAUAUGGGCCUCGGAGUGCCUUUCAAUAUUGCUAGCUAUGCACUCUUGACUUGCAUGAUUGCUCAUGUUACAGAUUUGAAGCCUGGAGAGUUCGUUCACACCCUGGGAGAUGCCCACGUGUAUGCCAACCACAGCUCUGCUUUAGAAGAACAGCUGAAAAGAGAACCAAGACCUUUCCCAAUGUUAAAGAUAAAGAGAAAUGUUAAGUCCAUCAAUGACUUCAAGUUUGAAGAUUUUGAAUUGGUUGGGUAUAAGCCUCAUCCAAAGAUUCAAAUGGAAAUGGCAGUCUAAUGUAGCGUGUGACUGUUGUGCGGCAGGAGUGUGAGACGUAGCAGUGUGUCAUUAGUGUAUAUUACGAGAAUUGUGAGCAGACAUUACCUUCAUGCAUGAUUAUAACAGUUGUGUGUGGACCUUGUCUUCACACUCUACACUUGGACCAGCAGCACCUGUGUGGACCUUGUCUUCACACUCAACACUUGGACCAGCAGCACCUGUGUGGACCUUGUCUUCACACUCAACACUUGGACCAGCAGCACCUGUGUGGACCUUGCCUUCACACUCAACACUUGGACCAGCAGCACCUGUGUGGACCUUGCCUUCACACUCAACACUUGGACCAGCAGCACCUGUGUGGACCUUGCCUUCACACUCUACACUUGGACCAGCAGCACCUGUGUGGACCUUGUCUUCACACUCA